This is a messenger RNA of Fulmarus glacialis (Northern fulmar), 1245 nucleotides long. RefSeq names its product transmembrane protein 245-like. The transcript has 11 exons. The annotation marks the transcript as partial. The record is from RefSeq and is a predicted model, not a curated record. Lineage: Eukaryota; Metazoa; Chordata; Aves; Procellariiformes; Procellariidae.
AUAUGGACGUUGGUAGUUGGUUACCUGCUGAUGGUUUCAUUCAAGUGGAAUAUAAGCACUGAACGUUACUUGAAAGCAAUCUCUGUCCCUGUCUGGAUUAUGCUGCUCUUUCACUUAGCUUCUGUGGCAGGUUCCUGGAAAAUUCCUGUGUUUCUGGUUAUAGUUGUUCUGAUGACUGUAGGCAUGUUGCAUGAACAGCAGAAUGGAAAGAAGUCUUCUGGGGCAGAGCUUCCUGGUCAGAUGAUUUCCAUUGCUGCUUCAACAAUUGCCAUGGCAAUUUCAAUGACAGAAGAUGAGUCUAAUAAUGAACAUUCCUCACAACCCUCAGGAGCAACAGAAGGUGAUCAGCCUCCACAUGCUUCAUCAUCUUUCUCCUCCUCUUCAUCCUCUUCUGGGAGCAGACAAAGACCUGAGAUGGGAUCUUUUCUUAGAAAAAAGAAAACUAGUGAUAUAUACUUUGUUACACUUGUGUGGGCCUUUGUCAUCGUCCAGAUCUGGCUAAAUUUCUGGAUUGUGCAGCUAUUGCCAGUGCCUUUUGCAGUUUGGGCACUUAAAAAACUCGUGGUUCAUUUUGGAGUUUUGACCUUCAUGGCAAACCAUUGCAAAAGUUGGUGGCAACUUGUUGAAAAUUUUGUGAAGGAACGUCAGGAAGCUCUUGCUCCACGGCCCGUCAGAGGGCUCGGAAGAGUCAUGCUAAAGCUUGACAGUAAGCUGUGGCACUGGCUUAAUAAGAAGAUAAUUGUGUGGUUGGAGAAAAUGCUAGAUAAAAUAAUCAGCAUUUUCAUAAUAUUUUUGCUGGUGAUAGGAACCCUCCUGCUAGCCCUGCUCCUUACUGCAAAGGUACAUCAAGAGAGUGUUCACAUGAUUCAAGUCACAAGCAGCUUGAUCAAUGAGACAGUAGCCAGUCAUCCAGAAUGGGCAAACUGGCUCCCAGAAGCCCAGGUUAUUCAGAAGGCACUCAAUUCAGCAGCUAAUAAUGUAUAUCAAUAUGGCCGAGAAUGGAUUACACAUAAGCUCCAUAAGAUUUUAGGAGAAAAAGUGAAUAACACCGCUGUGAUUGAAAAACAAGUGCUAGAGCUCUGGGACAGGCUUUAUCACUCUUGGUUUGUGAAGAAUGUAACACAUUCUGGAAGACACAAAGGACACAAAUGGCACAUAAACCGUCAAAACAGCUGGCUUGGUGAUAUUCUGGACUGGCAAGAUGUUGCAUCAUUUGUUCAUGAUAACAUUGAAACAUUUCUUUCG